Anolis sagrei ordinatus is the source of this 1971-nucleotide messenger RNA. It is a transcript of the gene SMPD2, whose product is annotated as sphingomyelin phosphodiesterase 2. Gene Ontology annotation, molecular function: sphingomyelin phosphodiesterase activity. NCBI's taxonomy places the organism in Eukaryota, Metazoa, Chordata, Lepidosauria, Squamata, Anolidae. The record is from RefSeq and is a predicted model, not a curated record.
GACGUAGAGCCAGUUCACUCAUUCGCUCGCUGGCUCUCUUGUGGUGGCUGGGCGCCUUUUUGCCGCGUGAGGCGGUUUCUGCGCCAACCCUGAAGGGAAGAGGAGAGAGGAGGAAGUGGGGCCCAAGGCAGGCAGGCAGGAGAGGCCUCCUCGCCCCGGGGGAAUCUUCUCCAAGCAGAGGGAGAGCCAAAGCCAGACACCUUCCUGUUUGUCAAGAGACAGAACUUCUCCAUGUUUCGAGUCCAGUUGAACUUCUGUUUGAACCCAUCGCAGCAGUGAUGGAGAAGGCAUCUCUGCUGCAGCUGCGUAUUUUUGAUCUCAAUUGCUGGGGUAUUCGCUACGUAAGUAAAUUACGGCACGAACGUGUAGAAUUGAUUGGUGAUGUUCUCAACCAGGAAGGAUUUGACUUGGUCCUUCUACAAGAGGUGUGGAGUGAGAAAGAUUAUUGGGAAUUGAAGAAGAAACUGUGUACCUGCUACCCAUCUUCCCAUUAUUUCAAAAGUGGAGUGAUUGGCAGCGGGGCCUGUGUCUUCUCCAAACACCAAAUACUGGAUACCUUCCAGCACCAAUAUUCUGUAAAUGGCUAUCCCUACAUGUUCCAACAUGGAGAUUGGUUUGGUGGCAAGUCUGUGGGGCUGGUGGUACUAAAGAUUGAAGGAAUUGUUUUCAAUAUCUAUGUAACACAUCUCCAUGCAGAAUACUCUCGGGAAAAGGAUUAUUACCUGUCUCAUCGAGUGGUUCAGGCCUGGGAACUUGGCCAGUUUAUACAACAUACUUGCAAAGGAGCCGAUGUGGUUCUGCUUGGAGGAGAUCUCAAUAUGCACCCAGAGGAUGUUGUCGUUCGGCUGUUGCAAGGUUGGGUUGGGCUGCAGGACUCCUUCAUCACAGCAGAAAAGGUUAAGGGUUGUGAAGAUGGCUGUACUCUGGUGCCAUCCAACUGCUUCACAAACAAGAAGGAACUACAGUGUUUCCCCCAAGGAAUUCGUAUUGACUACAUUCUUUAUAAGGCAUUAUCUCAAUAUGAAAUAAGGUGCAAUAGCCAUGAAACUACAACCGGGAAGGCUCCCAACAAGGACAUUCCUUACUCUGACCAUGAAGCUGUCAUGGUCAACCUGUCUGUGGCUAAAAAACAAUCAGAUGAAGUAUCAAACCAUCCUGCAGUUGAGCCAACAAUGGUGGACAUCUUGAACGAAGCACGAAUGGAAGUGCGGGUGGGGCUUCACUCAGCAGAACGCCAGCGAUAUUCCUGCGGCCGCAUGGCUGUCCUGGCUCUGCUGCUGCUGCUCAUCCAAGGAGCCAUGGGCCUGACUUCCAUCUUGGGUGGAAACCCACAGCAGCCCUUCCCCAAGUUCUCCUUCUCCCUGCUUAGCCUGCUGGCUGUGUUGGUCUUACUCAUCUCAGCUGUACUGUAUCUCUUCCACACCAUUGAAGUGAGGAUGCUGCAAGGGACAGAGGAGGAAAUGCGGCUGGGGCUGCAGACUCUCCAGGACAAGCUGAGCUUGGGAUGAAACCUUUUGUUCCUGAAGCUGUGAUAGGGACCAAGAGACCUUUUGGCAAAUGUGUGAGCAGAACAUCUUCCAUUUUCUGCUGUGUUGUCAGCGGAAGUAGUAAAGUAUGUAAACUAGCAUUUGAUACUGUAAAGGGUUUUUAGACAUUUUUUAAGGACAGUAACACUUUCUAUGGAUGGGUCUAUCUUUCCAUUGAAUAAAUUAUUUUAAAAACCAUAUUGUAAAAAACAGAAUUUUGAAGGUAAAAUGGGAAUGACAUGGAACUGAAAUACUGCAUAGAGAGAGCAGCAUUUUAAUUUUUUAAAGAAGUUAUGCUGCUCGAGCUGCAUAAAAUGCAAACAGAUUCAGACAAUGUAGUACUGCAAAAGAUGAUAUAAAUGUAUUAUAAUAAAUGCUCUCACAAGUUCUACACAGAUACUUUUUUGGAAUUCUUUUGACCAGAAUAAAUUUAUCUUUCUAGAAA